This is a messenger RNA of Budorcas taxicolor (takin), 330 nucleotides long. RefSeq names its product guanylate cyclase activator 2A (gene GUCA2A). Gene Ontology annotation, cellular component: extracellular region. Gene Ontology annotation, molecular function: guanylate cyclase activator activity. The transcript has 3 exons. Lineage: Eukaryota; Metazoa; Chordata; Mammalia; Artiodactyla; Bovidae. The record is from RefSeq and is a predicted model, not a curated record. Bases 1 to 330 code for a protein of 109 amino acids.
AUGAACACCUUCCUGCUGUCCGCCCUGUGCCUCCUUGGAGCCUGGGCCACCCUGACAGGAGGAGUCAUCGUGAAGGAUGGAGACUUCUCCUUUUCUCUGGAGUCGGUGAAGAAACUCAAGGACCUCCAGGAGCUCCAGGAGCCUAGAAUCCCUAGAAAUCCUGUUGGACCCAUCGCUUCCAACCUUUGUAGCUUGCCUACUUUUCCCGAAGAACUCAAGCCUCUUUGCAAGGAGCCCAACGCCCAGGAGAUCCUGGACAGGCUGGGGGCCAUCGCAGCGGAUCCAAGCACGUGUGAGAUCUGUGCCUACGCGGCUUGUGCUGGAUGCUAG